ACAGGCUCAGAAGGCAAGGAAAUAUAAAAAGCGUUAUAUGGUAGAGUUGGGACCUCAAUUUAAAAUAAUUUGUAUACAAGCACAAAGCUUUUCCCACUGCAAUGCAGCUGCUAUGAGCAGCUGCUGGAAUAAAAGAGCGUUAUAUUUCCCCGAUUCAGUCCUUUCCCAGGUACACCACGGAGGGACAGUUUGAUUAGACUAGGGUAGGAGAGGGCCUGCCAAGUGGGUGAACUCGCACGCGGCUCUCCCCUUCUGCGCAUGCGCAGGGGAGGACCAGCUUCCGGAAAGACGCCUGGGACUCUGGGUUUGCGCAGUCGCAGAGCUUCCUCAAGGCGGAACAGGGGCGUUAGGACCUUCAGCAACUUAAACACCCGGUGUAAAAGGAGGGCGGCAGCCGCGGAGCAGGGCGCAUGCGCGGGCAGCUUGCUCUCGUGAAGCGUUGAGAGCCGGACCGGGGCUGCCAGCUGGGCUCGGAGCAGCGCGGGGUCAGGAUGGAGGAGGACGUGCUGACCACCCUGAAGAUCCUCAUUAUUGGCGAGAGCGGCGUGGGCAAGUCCAGCCUGCUCUUGAGGUUCACAGAUGAUACUUUUGAUCCAGAACUUGCAGCAACAAUAGGUGUUGACUUUAAAGUGAAAACAAUUUCAGUGGAUGGAAAUAAGGCUAAACUUGCAAUAUGGGAUACUGCUGGUCAAGAGAGGUUCAGAACAUUAACUCCCAGCUAUUAUAGAGGUGCACAGGGCGUUAUAUUAGUUUAUGAUGUCACAAGAAGAGACACCUUUGUUAAACUGGAUAAUUGGUUAAAUGAAUUGGAAACUUACUGCACAAGAAAUGACAUAGUAAACAUGCUAGUUGGAAAUAAAAUUGAUAAGAGGCAAGUGCAAAAACCUGUGAUGGUGUACAGUGUGCCUUUGAGGAACUUGUUGAGAAGAUCAUUCAGACACCUGGACUGUGGGAAAGUGAAAACCAGAAUAAAGGGGUCAAACUGUCACACAGGGAAGAAGGCCAUGGGGGAGGAGCCUGUAGUGGUUACUGUUCUGUGUUCUAAACUCUGGGAAACUCUAUCUCUUGCAUAUUUGAUUAGAUAGUGACAUCUUUCUGUAUAUAAACUCUUUAACUGCUAUUUUAGGGACCUUGCAGUUUGCACAUACUUGUUUUCUAACAUGGCAGUAAAUAUUUGCAAGAAACCCCUCUCAUCGGCUUUCCCAGGUGAAAUGUUAAUGGUAAGCAUGCACAGUUUGCAGUCUGCAGUUUUUUAUGUAACAUAAAAGAGGUGUACCUUUGUAAGUACAUUUGAUUUUAUGAUUUAUGUUUAUCAUGUGAUUAAAAAACCCCACCCAUCUAGUAUAUGUUGAUAUAAGGUCUACUUUCAGUCUCCAUUUGGCUUAAAUACUCCUCUAUCAAUUACUGAAUUAACUGGUAUGUAGAACCCCUAGACCUGCUAGGAGAUAUACACAGGUAUCCUCCAACCUGGCAAAUGUCCUUUGAGAAAUAAACAAGAGCAUGAUUCCACAGCUUUUCCAGGAUAUUUGCUGACAGAUGCUCUUUUAGUACUAAGCAAAAUUCUUUUUACAGGAUGUAGUCCAGGCCAGUUUAUAAGUAAAUGUGUUUGUUCUGAUGAUGCUUCUAAAAUAUUAUUACCAUGUUAAAGAAGUUUGGUCUUACUUUCUAAUUUACUUCAGUGAGUAACUCAGUUGCUUAACUAGAGUUUUAAUUCUGUGACAUGUACAUUGGAGUCAUGACCCUUUGUUUAGUAUUUUUAGUUAUGUAGUGUUUGGCAGAAUGGCGAUAAAGUUUUCAUUUUGGUUUCUGAAGGACAUGAAAGUGUUUAUAUAACUCAUGUAGUACUUACCACUUUUAAAACCAACACCUUUUUCCAUAAAUGUUGGUGGUGUUUGUCCAGGUACCUCAAUUGUAGCUUCUGUAAUGUUUAUGAAUAUCUGUAUCUUACACUUCCAUAAAUGGCUAGUUGAUAUUCAAAAACUUAUUUCUGUGUUUUGAGUGUUGGGUUAAAAAGAACACUAAGUAAACACUAAAUGACACUUUGAGAGAGGUAUAUUGCUUCCAGAUUUUGACGUGUGUGGGAAAAGACUGUUGCAAUGAAAAUCUUGGUAAUUUACUGUAACAAGUAGGCAAUAAUCAUCACAACCAACUUGUACAGACUAAUGAAUCUUUUCCACAGUAGUCAGUUUUCUAACCUCUUGCUAUUGUACAUUAUAUGUCUUUUUUCACUCAUGUUAUUUAAUUUACCUUGAUCUCUGCUAUUUUAAAACACCAAAUAAGUAAUUUGUCCUUUUAGACAAGCCACUAUAAUACCUCUUAGUAAGAUUCUGAAACUGAUUUAUGAGCAAUUUGUUCUCUGUAUACAGUUGCAAAUGAUAAACAUCUUUGUCUAUCACCUUUACAGUAUGUGUGAUAAUCAAUCUAUUUCAAGUUGGGGUCUCUGUGAAAUGUACCUCUUCCCAUAAAAAAACUUUACAUUCUUACUUGGUUCACACUUGUUAGACUACAUUAUGUGUAGUUAAAGGUUUUAUACAUUAUGUAUGUUGUAACUAAAUAUUAAACACUUAAACUACUUUAAUGUUGGAGAAAGGUAGCUAACACAUGUAUUUACGAAAUCAUGUUUGUGUUACAUUCAAACGUAGGUUUGUAUUACUUAGUGUCUGUUGACAAGAUAUUUCUGUUUAUUGCUCUUUGCUCCUUGGUUUACAUAAUUAUCUUUCUGUGCAUUGGAUUGUUGUCUUGAUUUGGUCAGAAUUUGGAUACAUAUGACUCACCUAACUUUUAAAACUUAAUUUUUUUUGGUAGAUUUAUAUUGUAACCUUUUAUAGUUUUUUAAUAAACAUAGCCUGCUUUCCCUAAA
Messenger RNA from Manis pentadactyla (Chinese pangolin), 2860 nucleotides. It is a transcript of the gene RAB18, whose product is annotated as RAB18, member RAS oncogene family. NCBI's taxonomy places the organism in Eukaryota, Metazoa, Chordata, Mammalia, Pholidota, Manidae. The record is from RefSeq and is a predicted model, not a curated record. Gene Ontology annotation, molecular function: GTP binding; GTPase activity. The transcript is spliced from 6 exons. The coding region runs from base 492 to 1085 and encodes 197 amino acids.